This is a messenger RNA of Talpa occidentalis (Iberian mole), 6469 nucleotides long. It is a transcript of the gene MSS51, whose product is annotated as MSS51 mitochondrial translational activator. The transcript has 8 exons. The record is from RefSeq and is a predicted model, not a curated record. NCBI's taxonomy places the organism in Eukaryota, Metazoa, Chordata, Mammalia, Eulipotyphla, Talpidae. The coding region runs from base 3340 to 4740 and encodes 466 amino acids.
UGACCUUCUGAUGGAAGUCAGAAAAUUCUGUUAAUAGAACUGGGAUUAUAUCCUGUAGAGAUUAUCUCAUGGAUAGUUUAUGGUAAUUUGAUUAAUUCUUAUUUUUGUAAGUUUUACUUAAAAAAAAAAAACUGGUUACACUUGUUUUACAUGUGCAUUGGUAACUGAGCACUAGAAUACUUUGAAUGUCUAUUAUAGUCUUCCUAAGUCUAAUAUUUAAAAUCCUUGUUUCACUUUUAAUUGAAAGAAUGUGUUAUUGUCUACAACUUUGUCAUAGCAGUAUUGGGAAUUUGUUGGAUGUUUAGCAAUAAGAAAAUGGUAUUAGUGAUAUUGCAUUUCUCUGCCAUCAUAUUCCCUUUUUUGUUGCCAUUACCAAAAUAAGUAUAGAACUUUGCAAAUUGAGGAAAAUAGGGAUGGUCAACAUUUAUAAUAAUAUGAUCAUAUGGUAACUUUAAGUACAGUUUUCAACAAUAAUUAUAAAGAUAUACACUAUAGAGCAUUCAUUUUAAAGAUUUAUUUAUUCAUUUAUGCAUAGAACAACUGGGGUGUAGGCCAGAGGUGUGAGGGUGGGGGGAUGAGAGGAUUCACCAGAGACAGAGUAGGGAGCAGAAUAAGCAGAUCCACUGAAGUACACUGCUGAGGGUAGUGAGACAGAAGAGGGUGAGACAGAAGAGGUCUGCUGAGCCAUGGUUUUAGCUCCCUGGCCAGGGAUUGAACUCAUGCCACAGUGGCUGGCGAUAGCUUGAUAGCACUGAGACUUUAACCCCUGCAUUAAUUUUAAUAGAAAUGUCUAUGCUUGCUUAAUUCCAGGUAGCAAAUAGAACCCGUUAUUAAUUAUUACAGCUUCUACUUGCUGUGAUACUAACUUGCAUGUCAAUGAGCUGUCUCUAAAGUUUAUUAUGUAUUGCAUACUUUUAAAGAUUCUUCUUGGUAUUAUUGUCCUAUGAAAGCUCCAUUUGUAAACUAAGAGUUUAGUAUAUCAGGUGCCAGGAAAUUCUUGAGCAUUUAGGUCCAUUACUAGGGUUGUAUAUUAUUUGAGGGGGUCAUGGGUAAAGAUAAAUCAUAAGCGUCAUUACUAGAAGAAUUAUGAGUUGAUGAUAAAAAUGAAGAAAGUGAGAGGAAGAAACUAACUCAAAAAAGUGGUAUAUAAGAAGAGUGGUAGAAUAUCAUUUAGUGUCUCACAGACCUUUUGCUUCAUAACUUCUUCCUUCAUAACUAGUUUCACAAUGAACUGAAGAUGUAUUUUUAAAGAAUUUUUAAAAAUCAAAUUCAUGAUGAAUAACAAAUUGUGAAAAGUUCAGAUGUUUCUAAAUUACAAAUUUAAGUGUAUAUCAGAGCAUAUAGUAAUGAUGGCAAAAUAUAAAUUAAUAUUUAAUAUCAAUUUUUUUCCUAUAUAUCAUCUCCCUUUAUAUUCAGAGAUGACACCUCUGAGUUAGAAAAGACAACCUCUAACUUCUUUACUUUCUGCAUUCAACCAUUAUUGACAGAGUUCAUAAUCUUCAAAAAUUCUGCAGUUAAAUUUGAAAUUGGCUUGAAGCCUAUGUUUAUAAUGAAUCACCCCUAUUUUAUUCAGGCUUUUUACCUACUUUGUUCACAGGUACUCUAUGUAAUGUUAAGUAGUAUUUUCUUGUGUCCUUAACAUUUUACUUCCACCUCCCCUACUUGUUGUUUGUGUUCUCUGCAGUUUGAGGUUUCUUUGGAAUUCAUUCUCUGCAUUAUUCAUGUAUAGAUUUGAUUUGCUACACUGUAGAACCUCAUUGCCAGUGGUUCUGUUCCUCAGUUUGGUGAUUUAUAGAGGCAGGUAAGUGCAAUAGUUGGGGCGAGAUCUAAGCAGAAAGUUGGGUCUUGGAGUCAUAGGAACACGACCUUCACAACUUCUUAGAGGUUCUGGAGCAUGACAGCUUUAAGUGAAAAAGAGCUAGGAUUGUGGAAUUAAAUUCUCUAGAUCAGCAUCCAUUACAGUAGGGAAUGAAAAGAUGUUUGAAUGGAUUCUUUUCUGUUUUUUGUUCUAGUAGAUCAGAGGAACAGGGAACCCUGGAGUUCUGGAUGUCAAUACAGACCCAAAAUGAGUUCCCCUAAGCCCAAAGUCCUUUUAGCAUAACAAACACUGCUUAAACACAACAAUGACCAAUCUAAGCUUAAUCUUAGACAUUAAUAUUUGGUCUUCCUUUUUUUAAUAUUCCGGUAAUAUUUAAUUCAGAUAAACAGCUGGGGUGUCCCUGAUGAUACUUUUAAAGAGAAAUAGUUGGAGUGCCUCUUGACACUUGGAAAAUUCCUAACUCUCCUUUAUGUGAAAGUGAAUUUUACAGAUUAGUUCUGAUGUUUCAUCUACAAUUGAUUUCCUUUACUUGUGAGUGACCAUUUUUGUUGCCUUCCUUGCAUGCUUUAUUUGUAUUUAAGCCUAGAUUGGUCAUUAUUGAGUUGUGCUGAGCAGUGUUUGUUGUGCUAAAAUGAACUUUGGGUUUAGGGGAACUCAUUUUAGGUCUGUAUUGACAUCCAAAACGCCAAGUUUCCCUAUUCCUCUGAUCUACUACCUACCCUAACUUUUCCAACCACAUACUGGCUUCUGAACUAAUACUAAAGAUUUUUUUCUAAAUUUGUGGACAGAGGAGAAAUGCUACCUUAGUGAGAGAGAUCCAAGAAGCAGUAGGUUUCAUCUUUUCCUAUGCUGUUUGGCCAUUGAUGAGUUUGGGAGUGUUGACAGAGGUCUGAGCCUUCUUGGCAGAGAAGGAAGGUCAGAACAAGAAGUCCAUGGAUAAGGAGUCAGGUCCCUACUUGCUUUGCCAAGGAGAAUUCAGUGUUGCCUGUCUGGUUGGCAGAGUCCACGUAAUUACAAGUCACCCAUCAUUUCAGCAGUUUGCAAAGGAAAGUGAUAUGAAGGGACAGCUGCAAGUCAGCUACAGCCCAGAUCUGAGGAGAUCAAGCACUCACUUCACUUGGAAGAAAGAGAGAAGGAAGGAAAGCCGAGGGCUUAGCAGGGUAAGUUACUUUUCCAUCAACCCGUCUGCUUUCUUUAGUUUAUAGUUGAGUGAAGCACUUAUCACCCCAGGGAGUGUUAACCACUGAUGAAACAAGUUGAUGGUGUUUAUAUUAGCAAUAUUCUUAAUGUAUUUCUCCUUUUCCCCAUUCUCUUUCCCAACUCACUUUGAAGAUCCUCAGUGACUGGUAGCUUCAUUCUCCCUUCCCAGCUUCAUCAAAGAUGUUUUGUGUUUGCUGAUGAAUUAGAGAAAAUUAGAUGGGCCUUGCUGGUGUGGAGAUGCAUUAGUGGAAGGAAUAGAAGACAACUGGGAAGGAGAACGUCACAGAUUUUACCAGUUCCCAGGUAUCAGUGGACUGGCCAUGGCUCCAAGGUCCCGUCGACGAAGGCACAAGAAACCCCCAUCAUUGGGGGCUCCCAUAGUUGCGACCCUGUCCACAGUUGGGACCUUGCAAACAGCUGUGACCCAUGUGCCUCAGACCCUCUCAAAACCUGGCCCUAGCAUUGAUGCACUCGGCUUCCUUUCCUUGGAGAAUAGUGUUCCUGGCCUAUCCCAGUUGAUUCUGGAAAAGCUGAACAUGAAAAGCUAUGAAGAAUACAAGUUGGUGGUAGAUGGAGGUACUCCUGUAUCAGGUUUUGGAUUUCAGUGCCCUCAAGAAAUGUUCCAGAAGAUGGAGGACACAUUCCGAUUCUGUGCUCACUGUAGAGCACUCCCUAGUGGCCUUUCAGAUUCCAGGAUCCUACGGCAUUGCAAGAGGUGCAGAAAUGUCUAUUACUGUGGGCCAGAGUGCCAGAAGUCAGACUGGCCAGUACAUAGGAGGGUUUGUCAAGAGCUGAGUCUUGUAGCUGUGGACCGUCUCAUGGAAUGGCUUCUGGUCACAGGUGAUUUUGUCCUACCCUCAGGACCUUGGCCUUGUCUGGCUGAAGUUGUACAGGACUGGGACACCUGGUUUUCUAUGCGGAGUUUACAGUUAGAUACUACCCUGGAUUCUGUGCUCAGUAGCCAUGCCAUGACCAACCUGUGGGCCAGUGUAGGACGUCCAAGGCCAGACCCAGUUGUCCUCCAGGGCUCUUUGAAGCGGCUGCUGACAGAUACCCUGUCACGACCCUUGACACUGGGCUUAGGAAUUCGGGCCUUCAGGAUAGAUGUUGGCAAGAUUGGGGGAAGUGCAGUGCAUGUGGUUGGUGCUUCCCAUGUAGAGACAUUCCUCACUCGCCCUGGGGACUAUGAUGAAUUUGGCUACAUGUUUCCUGGACACCUUGGCUUCCGUGUGAUCAUGGUGGGUGUAGAUGUGGCUGCUGGCUUUUCACAGAGCACCUUCACUUCACCCCUGGAAUCUGGCACAGUUCAGCUUAUUGGCCAUAGAGGACUCUAUCAUGACUUCUGGGAGGAGCAGGUAGAGACUGGGCAGACCGCCCGUCCAGAUUUGGUGGUGGCAUUCCAUCCAGGUUUUCAUGCUUCCCUGGACUUAAUAGAGGCUUGGCUUCCCACGCUCCUGCUGCUUCGUGAUUAUGAGAUCCCUACAUUGAUUACUGUUUACAGUCAUCAGGAGUUGGAGGCCUCUAUGCAGAUUCUGGUGGACCUGGAUACACACAUCAUUGCCUAUGGAGCUAACCCUUUUGCAUCUCUCAAGCCUGAACAGGUCUAUUCCAACCCCAACAAGCAGCCAGUAUACAGCAGUGCCUACUAUAUCAUGUUUCGUGGAAGCUCCUGCCAGCUGGAUAAGAGGCAGUUGGAAGAGAAAGUAGAUGGUGGGGUUUAAAUAGCUAAGCCAGACCCUGACUAAUGUACAGAAAAUGGGGAAGUUGUGAUAAAAUUACCCUGCUUAUACCAGAUUGUUGCCAACUCUGAAACCUACUAUAUCCUAACCCAAUUGUCUAGGUGAAGAGUCUAAGCUGAAUAGGAGCACUUAUAUUUGUGACUCUUUUCUAAAAGGUUAGCCCUAAGUUCCUAGCAAUAGGAUUCUAGAUUCAGUGUGUGGCAAGAGGUCCUGCCUUUCCAGAGUCUUUGCAGAGGCUAGAGUUCCUAACCGUAUCCUUUGUGAGAAAAUUACACCUUUAGACUUGAACCAGAUGGCAUUGAGAAGAAUGACAUCUUAAUCUUCUGAAAAAGGUUUCCUUCUUAUCCAUCAAUUUGGGCUAAAAAAUAGAGAGGUCUUAAUUACUUAAAGUGGUACAAGAAUGGGCAAUUCAGAGAAGUGGUGGGAACUCGGGAGGUUGUGAGAAUUGGCAUACAGUUCUGUUUCCUGACUUUUUUGAGUUAAAUGUCUCAUUUUCCUAUUUUCUCUUGGGGAAUUUUGACUUCAGAAUAGCUUUUUUGCUCAGGUAUUGUAUUUUAGAUGUCCAGAGCAUAUCAGAAUUUACUUGAAUAUACUGGAGUUAUUUGCUAUCACCUGUUCUAAAUCACAGUAAACUCAGUUUAGGGCUUAUUAAGUCACUUGUUUUAACUUAUUUCCUAGUCACUGAGGAAUAUUUGUUUACAUACAAGGCCUUAAGAUUGGAGUUUCUCUUUUGCCAACAGAGUGAUUGUAUCUGCUCUAUUUGGAUCUGCCACUCUGCCACCCCCUAUCUCAUAUUAUCCUUGUCUUAUCACACUCUGAAGAUUUAGGUAUUCUGUCACUGAACUAUUUUAAAAGAUGAAAUUGCACUUUCUGUGAUAAUAUGAAUGGAAUUUGAGGUGAUUAUGCCAACUGACAUAAGCCAGAAAGUGAAAGACAAUUACUAAUGGUUUCACUUACUAGUGAAAUGAGUGAUAUAAAGAAAACAGAUUGUCAAAGCACAAUAAAAGUAACUGGAAAAUGGUGGUUAUUAGAGGUGGGGAGGGAGUAGAGAGCAGAAGAGGCUAAAUGUGAUAGUGUAAUGGCACUGGAGCUUGGGUGGUAAGUGAGUGACGCAUGUGAACAUAUCAAAGUGUAAAGCUAUACUUCUGAAAUUAUAUAGUUUUGUAAACAAAUGGUAAAUAAAAUUUGACUUAAAAAAAAAGACUAGGGGCCUCCCUGGUGGCGCAAGGGGUUAAACACCGCACUGUGAAGCAAUCCACAGCCUCUGCAGCAUGAGUUCGAUCCCUGGCCAGCAAGGGAGAAACCCACAUGGCGCAGCAGACCUUUCCUGUCUCACCCGCUACUCCCCUCAGCAAUGUAUUUCAGUCAGUCUGCCUAUUCUGUUCCCCACUCUGUCUCUGGUGGGUCCUCUCAUCCCCCACAUCUCUGGCCUGUACCCCAGCUCUUGUAUGCAUAAAUAAAUAAAUCUUUAAGGGCCUCUCUGGUGGCACACGCGGUUGAAUGCUGCACUGUGAGGCUGUCCUUAGCCUCUACAGCGUGGGUUCGAUCCCUGCCAGCUGGCAAGAAUCCCACAUGGCUCAGCAGACCUCUCCUGUCUUGCCCGCUGUUUCCCUCAGCAGUGUAUUUAGUCAGUCUGCCUGUUCUGUUCCCCACUCUGUCUCUGGUGAAUCCUCUCACCCUCACACACAUCUGGCCUGUACCCCAGUUCUUG